Prorocentrum cordatum is the source of this 1132-nucleotide messenger RNA. The record is from the annotation of a GenBank genome assembly. NCBI's taxonomy places the organism in Eukaryota, Dinophyceae, Prorocentrales, Prorocentraceae.
AGGUGCCACUGAGGGGCUCCAUCAUGGGCGGCGCCGCCCUGACAGACCCGUCCUUGCUGGACAAGCCGCACCGGCAGACAUGCAUCGCGUCGACGUCGGUGGAGUGGCUCGAGUGGAACAUUAAUGACCUCAACGAGCUGAUGCAAGAAGUGCAUUCCAUCCAGGGCAGUUUCUACUCCAUGCUGUACGGGGAGCUGCUCACAGGGCUGCAGACGGAGGAGCGCAAGAACCAGCUGGAGCGCUACCAGGCCGUGCUGGUCGCCGUCAUCGCCGACGGCUUUGUGGAUGAGAAGGAGAAGAAUCUAAUCCGCGACUUCCAGAAGAUGCUCGAUAUCCAUCGUACGAGCACGUGCGCUGCCUGCAAGACCAGGGCUGGACGGUGCAGGGCUGGGAUCGAGGCUACAUGGAGAGCGUCAAGGACCGCGCUUCGGAGCCGUCGCGGAAAGCACGCGGGCACAUCGUCGAGAGCACGCAGGAGCUCCAGAGAGCCUCAGAGAUCAUCGACGGCGUGCUCGCGGGCCUCCGGCGGACGCUGGAGGCCGAUCGCGGCGGUUGAGGAUUGUCGGGCGCGGCGCUGCGCGCGCGCGCGUGCCGCGCCGAUCGGCCUCUUCGAGGCUCGCGGCGUCGCCGCCGCCACCGUCGUUGCCGCUGUCGUUCGGGACGAUCGACAUGGGUACGGGUGACAAACUGGAUUGCGAGGAGAAUGCUGCGCGAACUUCGCUGUUGACAUUGCCAUCCCCUCUACAUCAUCUUUUCCAGUUGGGCGAGCAUUUUUGCUUGAGGCCAUCCGUAGUGCGUAUUUUCUGUUAGCUCAGCACCCAGUGCCUUCAUUAGAAGACUAGAUUGUCAGACGGAUGGUAUUCCGGUCAAGGCACGCCGUGUUUCAGCUUAGCGUAGGCCUGAGAAAAGGCGCACUCGUAGGUUGUUAAGCUCGAUGCCGAGAACUCGGGCUUGGAGCAGCGAAGACUGAAGCAGCGUAGACUUCUGAGAAAAGUCUGUAUACCUCACAGGAUCAGCCUGCCGAUGAUUGACGUUGCGCGGGUUCUUUUACAAAUCUAGGCCUCCAAGGGGUAAUCAGGCGAUCGCUACUUGAGAGGCCGUUUUGCACAGGACACGGCCCCCUCCUCUUCCG